GGCGGCGCAGCCAGGCCGCCACUCGCUCCUCCCUUGUCGCCGCCAGCGCGUCGAAGCCCUUGACACGCUCUCGCCCCCGUCCCGUCGCCAUGUCGAGCACGUCAGCCAAGCGUCCUUCGGCCAAGCGCGCCCAUCCCAAGUAUAGCGAGAUGAUCGCCGCCGCCCUCAGGGCCCUCAAGGAGCGCAACGGGUCCUCCCGCCAGGCCAUCCUCAGGUUCAUCGUCGCCUCCUUCCAGGUCGGGGAGGAGAGGGCCGCCGGCGUGCACCUGAAGCAGGCGCUGAAGAGGGGCGUCGCCGCCGGGUCCCUGCAGCAGACCAAGGGCGUCGGCGCCUCCGGCUCCUUCAAACUUUCCAAGGAGGAAGUCAAGAAGAGCACCGUGAAGAAGACGAAACCAGCUGCGACCAGCAAGAAACCCGCCGCAGCGAAGGCGACAGCGAAGAAAGCCACUGGUAAAAAAGCCACCAACAAAAAAAUAACGAAUACGAAAAGCGAGAAGGCAAUAACGAAGAAAAAAUUGGCCAAAAACACCACCACAAAAUCCACAGCGAAGAAGGUCACUCCAAAGUCCUCGACAAAGAAACCGACCACCAAAAAGGCCUCUUCGAAGGCCACCACUAAGAAGGCGACCAACAAGAAGGAGGCCAACAAGGCACCGACGAAGAAAGCAGCAGCGAAGAAGACCAAGGAAACGAAGAAACCCGUCGCUAAGAAAGUAUCCACGAAGAAUGUCAAAACAACAAAGAAACCCGGAGCAACAAAGCCUACCACGAAGGCGUCAAAGAAACCCCAGACCAAAACAACAAAGAAGUCUGCAACAAAGAAACCCCAGACAAAAACAACAAAGAAAGUUUAGAGGGAGAGCCUAUAACUUAAGUGCUUGAUGCAAAGGACUGAAAUACGUUUAUAAUACGACGAAGACCAAUUUGCUUCGUGUCGGACUAUAUGAUUUUUUUUUUUUUGUAUUUAGAUAUAUUUCAAAUAAAUGUAUACGAUUA
Penaeus vannamei (Pacific white shrimp) is the source of this 996-nucleotide messenger RNA. Its product is annotated as histone H1-delta. Lineage: Eukaryota; Metazoa; Arthropoda; Malacostraca; Decapoda; Penaeidae. Gene Ontology annotation, molecular function: nucleosomal DNA binding; double-stranded DNA binding; structural constituent of chromatin. Gene Ontology annotation, biological process: negative regulation of DNA recombination; chromosome condensation; nucleosome assembly. Gene Ontology annotation, cellular component: nucleosome; nucleus. The record is from RefSeq and is a predicted model, not a curated record.